This is a messenger RNA of Torulaspora delbrueckii, 588 nucleotides long. RefSeq names its product Pex17p (gene PEX17). Lineage: Eukaryota; Fungi; Ascomycota; Saccharomycetes; Saccharomycetales; Saccharomycetaceae. Bases 1 to 588 code for a protein of 195 amino acids. The record is from RefSeq and is a predicted model, not a curated record. The transcript has a single exon.
AUGAAUAUUGAAACUGGCAUUGAUUGGCCGAAAGAUGACCUCAUAGUGCAGGUACACCGAAGACGAACUAUCGGUGAUACCAUACAAAACCUAUUCUCCAAUACAGGGAUCGCAGUAUCAAUACUCUACAUUCUCAUCAAAAAGAUAAUCGAGCCAUGUCUAGAGUCCCAUUUCUCACAACGAACAAGUUUGAGUGUUUCAACUCUAAUACAACUCAGGAGGCUCGUCGCUACAUUGCAAGGUAAACUAAUCUACACUCCGAUAUCUUCGAUUGGGUUUGAUGAAGAAGAUGGUAAAGUAGAACGAUCGACCCAAACCUCUGAAGACGGCAAGCUGCUAGAAGCUCGGGAGAGUCGUUGGAAGAGGCUCAAUGAUUGUUUGAAAGAGGCUAAUGGCAACUUACAAAGUUUCAACACGACAGCAAUUGAUUCAUCGAUUAAUAUGGAUUCCUUCCAGUUCCAAAUGAAGCUAGUUGUCGAUGGAAUACGACUCAACGAAGAUGCUGAUGAAACUUCUGAGCAUUGCAGAAGAAUUGUUGACUCAGUUCGAGAAGUGAAGGGUUUGUUAGUUAAUGGUAGGUUUCCGUGA